AUUGUCAUAAACGUUUAGUGUUUUUCUACUUUGUACACUUAAUAUUUUGCGACCUUAUAAAUAUAUUUUAAAAUUCUAUUUGUUGUAUCAAUUCAUACGUAAUGAGUUAUACCCUAAUUUAUAACUUACAAUAAACACUUACACGACUAAACAUCUAAACACAAAUAUGUAUCGACCAGCGGGUCUCUCAGAUGAAGAAUCAAACAGUGACGAUGAUUAUGGAUUUUAUGAAACACCGAGAAAUAAGUAUAAAAUUUCUAAUAACUACGAAAAUUCUCGGAAGAAGAUAGAAAAUCGAUUACAAGAUGCAAUUAUAAAUGGAAAUCUCAAAGAGGUAGAGAAAAUUGUUGCCCUAGAUCUGAAUAAUGAUGCAAAUCUUAAGCUUGAUAGUGGGUGGACAGCUCUUAUGCAUGCCUGUUUUCAUGCACAAAAAAAAAUUGUGGAGUUCCUCUUGGAAAAGGGAGCAGAUCCUAAUUUACAUGCAGACUCAAUGACACCAGUGAUGGCAGCUUGUUCAAAUAACAGUGGCAGUGAUGAUAUAAUACAUGAUAUUGUUAGUGGUCUCAUUGAACAUGACUGUCUCCUGAAUAUUGGUGAUAGGUACGGACAGACACCACUCAUGAGGGCUGUGAGCAGUGGCCGUGCGUCUGUUGUGGAUCUUAUAUUGAGCAAACAUGUUAACAUUGAAAUGAGAGAUAGACAAGGAUGGACUGCAUUAUUUUGGGCUGUGCAUCAUAAUCAAGCAAAGAUUUUGCAAAUACUCAUAUCACAAGGGGCAAGAUUGACAGAAGUAGACAUGUCAGGUAGAACUGUGAUGGAUAUAGCACAAUCUCAUGAAUAUCCGCAGAUUAUUGAAAUACUCAAUCAGCAUUUGAAAGCAGAUAACAUUGAUGAAGAAUUUUUGGGUACUGAUGUAUCAGAUUUGACCACAUGGCAGGAUUAUUAUCCAGGCAUUGUUAGUGAUGAAAGACCAAAGUAUACUAGUGAAAUAAGGCAUCUUUUAUAUGGAAUGAAUUGUGAAAGAUUAAACAGUUUAAUGAUGCAAAAUAAUGUGGAUUUAAAGACCUUCCUUCUGCUAGAGGAAAACGAUAUGAUCAAAUUAGGAAUAGAAAUGCCCUAUGAGAGACAAAGGUUGAAAUAUGGUAUUCGCUCAUUUCAUCUGAAAGGAUGGAAGAUGAAUACAGUAGCAGGACUGCAUAUUCAGAGAAGUGAUAACUACAGUCUCCAAGAUUGUCUGGCAACUUUAGGAAGUCAUUUACAACAAUUAUACAUAUUAGAAGCAACUAUACAAUAUCUAUUGCGAGAUUAUUGUAAAAUACAAAACCAAAUUAAGUUUGAGCCACCGGAUUCACCGAUCAUAAACAAAAUGCAGACUGCUGCUAACAAAUUAUUGGCUAACAUUAAUUGUAUUAGAAGAGAAAUUACUAUUAUGAAAGGGUUUCACACUAAGAUAAGCAAGAACAAUCCUAAACCCGCCGAUCUAAUAAAAGAAAAGACAACCAAAGAAUUGGCAAUGGGAUACCUGACUGACGCAGUUGUUAUCUGCUCAUUGGGUUUCCUCGUAUAUCAUGCCAGAACCUAUAUUACCAGUUUUUUAAGGAAAUAAAUAUUUCAAUAGUGUAUUUGAUAUUAUUGUUUUUAAAACGUAAUGGUUAAUACACA
Messenger RNA from Zerene cesonia (dogface butterfly), 1662 nucleotides. It is a transcript of the gene Gasz, whose product is annotated as ankyrin repeat, SAM and basic leucine zipper domain-containing protein 1. The record is from RefSeq and is a predicted model, not a curated record. Gene Ontology annotation, cellular component: pi-body. The coding region runs from base 167 to 1606 and encodes 479 amino acids. Gene Ontology annotation, biological process: piRNA processing. Gene Ontology annotation, molecular function: protein binding. Lineage: Eukaryota; Metazoa; Arthropoda; Insecta; Lepidoptera; Pieridae. The transcript has 8 exons.